Molecule: messenger RNA, 1850 nt
Organism: Cyclopterus lumpus (lumpfish)
Lineage: Eukaryota; Metazoa; Chordata; Actinopteri; Perciformes; Cyclopteridae
Gene: ebna1bp2
Product: EBNA1 binding protein 2
Exons: 9
Coding region: 113-1078 (321 amino acids)
Biological process (GO): ribosomal large subunit biogenesis; rRNA processing
Cellular component (GO): nuclear periphery; nucleolus; preribosome, large subunit precursor
Source: RefSeq, a predicted model, not a curated record
CGUCACUUCCGCCCCACGUGAAACGCUCAGUCCAUGUGAGCAGCAGCGCUCACGUUCAUUUACAGCCGGUUUCUUUGGGUUUACAGGCCACCAGAUCACAUAUUGUCAUCGUAUGAUUAUCGAUAGCAGGACUAUGGAGUCGGAAGACGAGGAGUCGCUGCUCGGACAGUCCGAGGAGGAGGAGGACAGUGAAUUAUCAGACGAUGCGCUUCAAGAAGCCUUUGCAAAAGGGUUGUUGAAACCGGGGAUGAACGUUUAUGUAGAAAGGUCCAAACAGUUUGUCAACAAUGUGGAGGGGUUGAAACAUUGCCUCGCUGACUUCCGCAAAGACCUCCCGUGGGUGGAGAGGUUGGAUAUGACCAACCUGCCGGCUGAAGAUGUUAUUUUCAAAGCUGAGGGGAAAGUUUCAAGUGGGAAAGCUGGAGACGUCAAUGCAGAUGAUGAUUUCCAGAGAGAGAUGUUUUUUUACCGUCAAGCUCAAGCCACAGUUCUAGAUGCAUUGCCUCUCCUGAACAAGCAUGGCAUAGCCACCAAGAGGCCUGACGAUUACUUUGCAGAGAUGUCCAAGUCCGAUCAGCAGAUGCAGAAGAUCAGGAAGAAGCUGAUCUCAAAGCAGCUGAUACUGGAGAAGUCGGAGAAGGCCAAGAAACUGCGCGAACAAAGGAAGUUCGGCAAAAAGGUCCAAGUAGAAGUUAUUCAGAAGAGGCAGAAAGACAAGAGAGCUAUGAUGACCGCUGUAAAGAAAUACCAGAAAGGAAUGACAGACAAACUGGAUUUCCUGGAAGGAGACAAGAAGAAGGGUAAAGACUCUUCUCAGGCCACCCCGGCCUCCAACAAAGUGGCGGCUAAGAAGGGCCCCAAUUCAAAGAGGAAAUUCAAGGACCAGAAAUUUGGCUUCGGAGGCAAGAAGAGUGGAAAGAAGUGGAACACCAAGGAGAGCCACAAUGAUGUUUCCAGUUUCCGCGCUAAAGUGGCUAACGCGAAGGGCAGCAAGGGAGCGAAGAAAGGCGCCAAAGGAGGAAAACAAAAUAAACGCCCGGGCAAGUCUGUGCGCAAGAAGAUAAAGUCUCGCUCGUAAGAAACUGACUGAGGCUAGCUGGACUUUGACCUUGUUUCUAAGCAGGAUUUCCAUCACCUGCUCCUCAAGUCUCUCCACCACAUUUAGGAGAACAUUUACGCUUUUUGCAUAACAUGCCUUUUGUAAAAUUUGUCUUGAUCAAUGUGGAGGACCCUUCAAGUCACACAAAGAGAGAGAGAGGCAUCUUGCGAUAUUGCUAUGGACGCCAUUUGAAGGACAUGUCUGGUAGAAAAAGGUCUACUUUUGCAAAAAUGGUAAACUCAAAAGUGGACUACAUAGAACUGCCCACACCACACAAUUGUUUGCCAAAAAGAGAGGAUUUGAAUGUUCAGAGACUGCAUUUUCUUCUUUAUUAGUUGUUAGACCAAUUUGUAUUGUCUGUGGAAAUAAUUCAUUUUCCAUAUGCCUAUUUUAUUCAGUGGUUUUAUAGCCACUUUCUGUGAGUACUCCAAAGUCUACACCGGCCUCCUUGCUGUGUACACUGAAUUCUUUUGGAGUUUGGUAUAUUCAGUUUUAUUUUUUCUAACUCAACUCAUUGAUUCUCUCCCUUGUGCCAUGGCAUUUUAUAAUAUUGAGCAGCUGUUAGUUUUGCCCUUUCUCCUAUUCAUUAUUGUGAUUAGUAUGUCAUGGACAACUGUGCUUUGUAUAGACUUGGGCAAAUGUUGACCCUGCCAGUGUUUUACUGAGCUAGCUAAGAUGGGAAUGCUAAAGAGAAGCUUCUGGAGAUGACACCUGUACGUUUGUGUAAUAAACAAAUGGAUCUGAACAAAGA